AUGGACUGUCCUGAAGGCAACUGCGUAAUCCCAAGCCUUACGCGGGAAGAAAAACGCAAGAGAUUUGGCCAUGACCCUGCCAAUUCGCAAGAAACCUGGGAGGGCCUUCGCAACAAUAUAUACAGCAUUGGUAGAAGCUACAUUGACAACCACUGUACCGCCGCCGAAACUGAGAGCCGGCUGCAUGACCUUUGGGAUGAACUCAUCCAUGUCGCAAAGGUGACUCCAGCCCAUAGUCCAGAACAUGACCGACUCGUCAUUCUGAUCCUCGAAGCUCGAGAACUCGGCUCGUUUCCUAUCAACCAGAAAGAUAGAGAUGCGCUGCCAGGCACCAGGGUGUGCGAAGUGGCUACCAUGCCCAACGGACAGCGUCUGUGGGUCGAUUUACCAUACCUUGUGCAGGCAAUUUAUGCUGUCUGGACAAAAGAGUCAAUGAAGUUUUCAUCUCAGGAACGGCAAAGCCUGGCGGUGCUGACUGCUAAGCUGUGUGCCGUUGGCGUCUGUCCGGAUCAACUCAGCCGUUGUGCUCUUUGGCUGUUUAGGGAGUCUCUAGAGACAGCAAGGGACGGUGUUCCGCUUCCUUCUAAACCAGAAGAUGGCUCAAAUACUAUUGUUGAGCUCCUACCUGCCUGUCUAGAAUGGCUUAAACAAAGCAGUCAUAAGCUUGUAAAGCUAUCGUUGGCAGAUUAUGAUCCAGCUACGGGUUUGGCAGCUGAUCUAAAUGAUUCUCUAACGGCCCCAGGAGAACUUGCAGUCAAAUCAAAUAUCAAGCAGCCUGGUUUCAGCCUCCCUCGGUGGCUAUUUUGGAGACAACGCUUCAAAGACUUGUAUCGUUGUAGACACGAACCCCUUGUUAGCAUGGCAAGGGCUUGCUUUGACGCAUCGAUUUUCAGCGGCCUUAACACUGGGCUGACUGUUCCGGGUGAGCAGAUAUACCUAGAUCGGCUCUUCCAGGCACUUGACAAGGAACUCGCUGCUAGAGGGAAUAAAGACUCUGUUGAUGCGAGUGAGAUAGAAAUCGAUAUGGAUUGGGAUAAGGAGUAG
Molecule: messenger RNA, 1044 nt
Organism: Trichophyton benhamiae CBS 112371
Lineage: Eukaryota; Fungi; Ascomycota; Eurotiomycetes; Onygenales; Arthrodermataceae
Exons: 1
Coding region: 1-1044 (347 amino acids)
Source: RefSeq, a predicted model, not a curated record